Messenger RNA from Anguilla rostrata (American eel), 5763 nucleotides. Its product is annotated as rasGAP-activating-like protein 1. The record is from RefSeq and is a predicted model, not a curated record. Gene Ontology annotation, molecular function: GTPase activator activity. Gene Ontology annotation, biological process: negative regulation of Ras protein signal transduction; regulation of GTPase activity; cellular response to calcium ion. NCBI's taxonomy places the organism in Eukaryota, Metazoa, Chordata, Actinopteri, Anguilliformes, Anguillidae. Bases 71 to 2539 code for a protein of 822 amino acids. The transcript has 21 exons.
AGCAUUGUGAAGAGUCCAGCAGGGAAAACGGGAAAUUUGAAAAUCUGGAACUUUUCAUACCAAUACAGUUAUGGCCAAAAACACAUCACUGUAUUUCCGAAUCGUCGAAGGAAGGAAUCUACCAGCGAAGGAUGUUAAUGGAACCAGUGACCCUUACUGCAUUGUAAAAGUUGACAAUGAGGUUGUGGCCAGGACAGCCACCGUUUGGAAGAACCUCAACCCGUUCUGGGGGGAGGAGUACACCCUGCACCUGCCCAUGGGGUUCCACACCCUGUCCUUUUACGUCAUGGACGAGGACACGAUUGGCCACGAUGAUGUCAUUGGGAAGAUCUCUCUGAGCAAAGAGGCCAUUGCAGCCCAGUCUAAGGGGCUGGAUAACUGGCUGAACCUGACGCGGGUGGACCCGGAUGAGGAGGUGCAGGGGGAGAUCCACCUGGCCUUGGAGCUGCUGAGAGACUCCCAGAGGACCGGCCUGCGUUGCCAUGUGAUCGAGGCCAGGGACCUGGCUCCCCGGGACAUCUCCGGAACGUCGGACCCGUUCGCCAGAGUCCUCUUCAACAACCACAGCGCCGAAACAUCGAUCAUCAAAAAGACCCGUUUCCCACACUGGGGGGAGCAGCUGGAGCUGGAGUUGGAUGCGGAGGAAGUGACGGAGGGGGCCAGCCUCACCCUUGAAGUGUGGGACUGGGACAUGGUGGGCAAGAACGACUUCCUGGGGAAGGUGGAGAUCCCCCUCGCCUGCCUGUACAAGACCCCUCUGUUGCAGGGCUGGUUCCGGUUGUUACCUCUGGGGAACACUGAGGACGACGCAGGGGGUAAGCUGGGGGCCCUGCGGCUGAAGGUUCGGCUGGUGGAGGACCGGAUCCUGCCCUCCAUGUACUACCAGCCACUCAUAGACCUGCUGGUGGAGUCGGUCAUCUCUCCCGCAGAGGUGGAGGACACCACCCCCUUGACCAUGCUAGAGGAGGUAACCACUGUGGAGAGCCGACAGGACGUUGCCAUGACGCUGGUGAAGAUCUACCUGGGGCAGGGGCUGGUGGUACCCUUCCUGGACUACCUCAACACCCGUGAGGUCAACCACACCUCGGACCCAAACACCCUGUUUCGCUCCAACUCCCUGGCGUCCAAAGCCAUGGAACAGUUCAUGAAGGCAGUGGGGAUGCUCUACCUGCACGAGGUGCUGAAGCCCAUCAUCAACCGCAUUUUUGAGGAGAAGAAAUACAUCGAGCUGGACCCCUGCAAGAUCGAGCUGAACCGCACCAGGCGGAUCUCCUUCAAAGGGGCGGUGUCGGAGGCGGAGGUGCGGGACAGCAGCGUGGAGCUCCUGCAGGGCUACCUGGCCGGCAUCAUGGAGUCCAUCGUGGGCUCGGUGGCCCAGUGCCCGCCCGUCAUGAGGGUGGCCUUCAAGCAGCUGCACAAGAGGGUGGAGGAGCAGUUCCCCGAGCCGGAGAACGAGGAUGUGAAGUACCUGGCCAUCAGCGGCUUUUUCUUCCUGCGCUUCUUCGCUCCCGCCAUCCUGACCCCCAAACUCUUCCACCUGAGAGACCACCACGCCGACACGCGGACCAGCCGCACACUGCUGCUGCUGGCCAAGGCGGUGCAGAGCGUGGGGAACCUGGGCCUCCAGCUGGGGCACGGGAAGGAGCAGUGGAUGGCGCCGCUCCACCCGGUCAUCCUCCGCAGCGUCGCCUCCGUCAAGGACUUCCUGGACAAGCUGGUCGACAUCGACCACGACAACGUGUCGGAGGUGCCCCAGCGGGCGGUGUUCCUGCCCUCGGUCACCGUGAAGGAGGGGUACCUGCACAAACGCAAGGCCGAGGGGCCCCAGCUGCUCACCCGCUUCGCCUUCAAGAAGCGCUACUUCUGGCUGAGCAGCGAGACCCUGUCCUACGCCAAGACCCCCGACUGGCAGGUGCGCUCCUCCAUCCCCAUCCAGCGCGUGUGCGCCGUGGAGCGCGUGGAUGAGAACGCCUUCCAGCAGCAGCAGGUGAUGCAGGUCAUCAGCCAGGACGGCGAAGGCCAACUGCACACCAUGUACAUCCAGUGCAAGAACGUGAAUGAGCUGAACCAGUGGCUGUCGGCCAUCAGGAAAGCCAGCAUCUACAACGAGCGCAUGCUGCCCUCCUUCCACCCGGGGGCGCACCGCGGCGGCAAGUGGACCUGCUGUCUCCAGAGUGACCGCGCGGCUCUUGGCUGCAGUCGCACCCACUCUGCCGUUACCCUUGGCGACUGGAGCGACCCCCUGGAUCCUGACGCAGAGACGCAGACCAUCUACAAGCAGCUGCUGCAAGGCAGGGACAAACUAAGGGCGCAGUACCUGGAGUCGGUGGACGCAGAGACGGCCAUGGAAGAGGAGAAGAGGCUGAGCCCCAGUGCCGACGCAGACGCAGACGGGGUGGAGCGCAGCCGGCAGUUCCACGAGCGCAGGCAGGCGGCGGCGGCGCGGCUGCUGGACGUGGUGAUGGACCUGGAGCGCGCGCACCUGGCCUUCCAGCGCCGCGAGAGGGAGGAGGCCGGCAACCACAUACUCACCCCGUAGGGAGGAGCUACGCGGGGGCGGGGCUAGUCGGCCGCUGUUCGUGGACCGGGCGGGAGUCUUCGGCCGCGGUCCCAGAGUCACGCUCCCGUGUUUUUAUGUAUGUCGUGUCAGAGGAAACCUGCCGGGCCCCAGGUUGGGCCCCACGCCCAAUGUAGACUCCUUUUCGGCAAGGCCCUGUCCCCCAUCCCAUGCAGGGGCCUCCUGGACCCCUCAGCCUUUCACAGCCUCCUCUCACAGGCAGGUGUACAGUAGGAGAACUGGGAGAAUGGCUCAGACCCACAGGGCUGAUAGCCUGUGAACUGCAUUAUGGGAUUUGUCUGGUAAGGCACAGGAGGGCUGUAAGAUCACCCGCAGGGUCUAGAUACUUCUGCUGGAACGUUGGGAACCACAGCAUUAAAACACUAAAGCAGGGACUGAGGUGGCGAUCUGUCACCAUGUCAAUGACAUUUCUCCAGCUAUCCGACUGCCAUUAGCAAUCCUGUCACUGUUUCAGUUUAUGAUGACAGAAGCACAUGAUGCUGGCUCUGACGCCAUGCGUAUCUGAGGUAGCCCGAGAGGCCGUUUCUUAGCCUGGGCCUAAGUUUCCUGGGUUUCUAGCCUGGGUUUCUUAGCCUGGGUUUCGGCUCUGUUUGCGAGACAGAGGGACUGCAGGUACCUGUAAGCAUCCUCCGCCUCACCUGCUCCACUGCCUGCCAAGUCCUGAUAGAAAGUGCCCUUGCAGUGCCAGAGGACACGAUAGCCGCCAGUCCACCUGCUGCCCGGUCACACCGCACAGUCCCCUCUCUGAAACCUCCGAGCGUCGUGCUGUCGGAGCAGUUCCCCCGCACCCCGUGGCUUUCCCUUUGCUAAAAGCUCUGUGCCCGAGCAGGUUUUUAACUGUGCGAGGAAAAGAAAAGCGCAUUCUCUUCGGGGACACAAAUAACAUUCCCUCUCAGCCACCCUGUCAGCGUACCUUACAGACGGAUAAUUAUGCAACAGCACGAACAGCAUCGUGCUACUCAACCAAGUAAGCUUUUAAAAAUAAUCGCUGAGCUUUUUUACCAAUGUCAUUUCUUUUUUCUUUUUUUCUUCUCUUUGCUGUGUUGCUUAUCCCGCUCGCUGUAUAAUGGCUUUCGGCAGGAAAUGAGCCGCGUCGUAACAGAGAUGAAGUUUGUCCUGCACGCGCGCGGCAGCUGUGGCUGAGCGCCGCUGUCUGUAUAAAUAUCGUCAGCGCCGCGGCUCCAAGGUCAGGCGGCCGGCCCGCGGCGGCGGCGGCUGCACGCUCGCUUCGGGGACGUCGGUCCUCCGUCGGCGUCGUCACGGGUACCCGAGGUCAGCUUCUGCAGAGCUUGUGUUUUUUUUUCUGCUAUUGUUCCUUUGUUUUUUUAGAGGCACAAUCCAUUUUCCUUUGUUCUCUCCCCCCCUCCCUCUUUUUCUUCUCUUCCAUGCAAGUGUACCUUGGAGGGUCUGCCAGCGAGCUCUGAUGCAGCACGCCACAACUGCCUUUUGGCCCUUUGACGGGCAGGCCCUCGUCUGAAAAAUAACAGCGCGUUAGCUUUUUUUUUUUUUCCCGUUUGCUGCCUCGGUCGACAGAUCAAAGCCUUGUUUAGCACAUCCCAAGUAGAGAGCACGCGGUAGUAAACAUGUUUUUCUGUGCUGUCCAGUGUUCUCAGCUAGUGUACCACUGGUGUGCAACCGAGUCCAGACCGCUAGCGCUUUUAUUUUAUUUUAUUUAGAAGAACAGGUUUUUUUUUUUUUUUUUAAAGGAACAAAUUUGUGGAGUGUACCGGAGGCGCGCGGGCGACCGAUCCGCUUCGCUGCACGGCCGCUCUGCGCCGCUCUGUGCCGCUCGCGCCCGUGCGUGCUCGUGUUUGGAAGGUGUCGUAACUCUCUCGUGAUGCUUUUCAGCGCCGGUGGCAGGGGCUUCCCGUGAAUGACUGUCGAGGCGGCGUCCCGAGAGCAACAUGAUCUCCCGUUUGAAACGAUGCGCACUUAACAGCGCUACCCUCGUAAAGCCACUUCCCUUGCGCUUAGGGAAGCGGAAUUUGUAUUUCUGUGACAUUAGAUUUUAUACACCUUAUGAAUGCGUGCCUUGUACGGGGCGGUAUUUUAAACGAAUACGAAUGUGUAUAUAUACGUACCUGGAGAUAGCGACAAAUAGACGCCUGGAGGCUAGAGUGCAGACACUUAUCUUGCUCAAACACUCUCCCUCGAACCGCUGUAAGAGUAGGGGCCCGGAACAUUCCAGGUGACACUUCAGCGACGCUCUGAAAUGAAUUCACUGGGACUCUGCUGCCGGCUCUGUGAGUGGGUUGUCGGUGACUUGUUGGUGCCAAUAUGAAUGUGUUUGGGUGGGGUGGGGUCAGCAAUGCCAAACUGUUUUUGCCAUAAUGUAAUCUUUUAAAUGCAGGACUGCAUAUUGUUUAUUUAACAUAAAUAUAUAUAUAGGUAAAUAUAUACCAUUGAACAAAUGUGUGUUUGCUUUUAAUGCUCUUUUUGGAAACUGAUACCACAAACGACUAAGAAUCCCAACUCUUCUAUUCAGAGGUGUCGGGAGGCUGACCUGAUAGAGCUGCUAUGGUGGUUCCAGUUGUGGGUAAAGCCAGGAACAACCACAACAAAAAAAAGUUCUCAUUAGACCUUCACUGAACAACCUGAGCCCCAAAAUUCAAUUUGCCUGUGGGUCUAUGACGCCACAGGCAAAGCAUCGCUCAGCUGCCAAGCUGAGCCAUUCAGGUUGCCAUGACAGCAUGAGGAUACUCUGAUGAUAAAGUUGAGUGUGAGACACAAGAGCAGAGCUGAAAUGGUUUCCUCUCAAAGUAACAGCCAUAUUCAGAACAUCUAUAUUUAAACUGGCCAGGACAUGUCUAAUAGGGAUAUAGAAUUUAGAGAGGUCAACUUUAGAUUUUACUUCUGUCAAGACGUUGCAUUCACUUAUGAUGAAAGGCUUCUAUAAAAAAGGUAAUUUUUCAUGUUGAAAGUAGAGCUUCCAUAGCCUACUUUUCUCACAGACACAGUGCCCAGACUGAGUUCCUGUCCCACCAGGCCCGUGUUCAUCCAGAGAUUGACUCGGUUGUGCCUUAAAUGGGACUUGCGUUGAAGAAAGUAUCUUACAGAAUGUGAGCACUGAACACAAGAGCUAAACACUCCUGCUUUUUGAGUAUUUAGUAGAUGGAUGGGAAAGAUACAAAGCACUGAUCAGCACGCUUGACUUUGCUUGCUAACCAAGGCGCAACACUUCACCC